AUGGACCUGUAUGAGACUGUGAACAGGCCAGGUCAGCUCAACCCAGACACAAUGAAGCAUCUAUACAGUGACUAUCCACUCACUGUCUCAGUAUCCGAAUUGCUAGCAGAGUUGUCAUUAUCCCGGGUUGACCAGGGAAGUCAGCGUGUAUUGGUUCGACAGUGGAUGAGGCAAGCCAAGCAUUUCUCUGUGUUUGAUUUCCACCCUCUGCAGAUUAUUCCAGCAGCUGCCACAAUUAAGAAUUUGCUUCCCCCUCCUGUUCGCUUCACAACCUUUGUAGUACCUCUGGCAAAGACAAAGCAUCUAUUCUUUGGAAGAUAACUAGGACAAGGCAGCUUUGGGGUGGUAACUGAAGUAAAACAUAGGACUAUGGGCAAAAAAUGGGCCACCAACCAAGUUAACAGGAAAAAGGGUUCAAGUUCUGCCAUGAAGCUACUUGAAUAGGAUGUGAGCUUCUUAAAGAGAGUGAGCUAUGAUCUUAUAAUACACUUAGAAGAGAUUUUUGAGACACCAAAGAUGUAUCUUGUAAUGGAGCUGUGUGAGGAUGGAGAAAUAAAAAAAAUUCUUUGUAGUAAAGGACAUUUUACAGAAAAUGAGACAAGGCACAUGAUUCAGAGUCUUGCUUCAGCAACAGCGUAUCUUCACAAAAAGGAUAUUGUUCACAGAGAGCUAAAACUGGAAAACAUUUUAGUUAAAAGCAGUGACAUCGAUGAAGCAAAUGAAAUGAAAUUAAACAUAAAGGUGGUUGACUUUGGUUUAGCUGUACCAACAGGCUGUGGUAGUGAAAGCAUGUUUCAGUCUAUCUGUGGGACUCCUAUAUACACGGCUCCUGAAGUUAUCAUUGCCUAUGACUACAGCCAACAGUAUGACAUUUGGAGCAUAGGUGUCAUUAUGUACAUGCUGUAA
Molecule: messenger RNA, 906 nt
Organism: Gavia stellata (red-throated loon)
Lineage: Eukaryota; Metazoa; Chordata; Aves; Gaviiformes; Gaviidae
Gene: STK33
Product: serine/threonine kinase 33
Biological process (GO): protein phosphorylation
Molecular function (GO): protein kinase activity; ATP binding
Source: RefSeq, a predicted model, not a curated record